Tachyglossus aculeatus (Australian echidna) is the source of this 3304-nucleotide messenger RNA. It is a transcript of the gene NAA40, whose product is annotated as N-alpha-acetyltransferase 40, NatD catalytic subunit. NCBI's taxonomy places the organism in Eukaryota, Metazoa, Chordata, Mammalia, Monotremata, Tachyglossidae. Gene Ontology annotation, molecular function: histone H2A acetyltransferase activity; histone H4 acetyltransferase activity; protein N-terminal-serine acetyltransferase activity. Bases 114 to 764 code for a protein of 216 amino acids. Gene Ontology annotation, cellular component: nucleus. The transcript is spliced from 8 exons. The record is from RefSeq and is a predicted model, not a curated record.
GGGGAAACUCUUACCUAAGGCCGCAGUGGCAGCAGCAGUAGCUCUGGCAGGAGCAGAGGAAGUCAAGCAAAGCCAAGGAGAAGAAACAGAAGCGGUUGGAGGAACGAGCAGCUAUGGAUGCUGUCUGUGCCAAAGUGGAGGCUGCCAACAAGCUCGGAGAUCCCUUAGAGGCCUUCCCAGUGUUCAAAAAAUAUGACCGAAAUGGGUUAAAUAUCACCAUUGAGUGUAAGCGAGUCUCCGGGUUGGAGCAGACUACAGUGGACUGGGCUUUUGAACUCACCAAAACCAAUAUGCAAACCUUGUAUGAGCAGAGCGAGUGGGGAUGGAAGGACAGAGAAAAGCGGGAGGAGAUGACAGACGACCGGGCCUGGUACCUUAUUGCUUGGGAGGAGAGCUCCGUCCCUGUCGCCUUCUCUCACUUUCGGUUUGAUGUGGAGUGCGGGGAUGAAGUCCUGUACUGCUAUGAGGUCCAGUUGGAAAACAAGGUGCGGCGGAAAGGUCUGGGGAAAUUCCUCAUCCAGAUCCUCCAGCUCAUGGCCAACAGCACACAGAUGAAGAAAGUCAUGCUAACAGUAUUCAAGCACAAUCACGGAGCGUACCAGUUUUUCAGAGAAGCGUUGCAGUUUGAAAUUGACGACAGCUCCCCUAGCAUGUCCGGCUGCUGCGGCGAUGACUGCUCCUAUGAGAUCCUGAGCCGGAGGACGAAAUUCGGGGACAGCCAGCACUCCCAUCCCGGUGGGCACUGUGGCAGCUGUUGCCACUGAGGCUUCCUGCCCCAGCCCGAGCCGCUUCUUCCCGGCGCCCGGCCCCCUUCGCCUCGCCUCUCGCCAUUCUACCGACCAGCCACCUCUGCCUCUCAGGUUCCCCGGGGCCCUGCAGGUGCCGGACUGCACCCCAAAAGCACAGAGUCAUGCCCCUCCUCACUGGGUGAGGGACACACCGAGCUUCUCUUCCUUCCCCACAGACUUGAAGGACGGGAGCAGUGCAGGGAGUGAGCCCUCAGGGGACGGAACCGUGUGGCACAAAACGGAGGAGUCCCCUCCCGCUUCUCCAAGCUCCCCCCUGUAAGGGGCGGCUCUUGGGAUUGAGCCAGCCUGUCGGACAGGUGUGUUUCCUGCUGUGUCUUUGGGAAGGGGCUUUUCCCCUCCCCUACCUGCCUGACGCCUACCCCCACCCCCCCAACAAAGUGCAGGACCGUCCCACUCUUCCCUUCCCCAACAUACACACUUCAAGUUGGACUUACUGCGCUCUUUGCGGUUUCCCCCCCUGCGGAAGAUGAGGUGUGUUGGCUUCCCCUCCAGGGAGGAUGCAGCAUUCCUGGAUCUGGGUCGGGGGGCUCUUCACGGCACUCAAGGGGGAGCACCCUGUUGGGUGGGGGGGGGUGUCCAAUGGCAACAAAGACACUGGAGCAGUCCCUGCCGGUGGUGAUUAAGGAAUCUGUCCUUUUCACGGCCCACAGCUCCCUUCCAGGGGCGAUGUGGUGAAAGAUCUUUCACACAGAGAUCAGGAGGAAUAAGGAAGAUGAUUUGGGGAAAACUUUUUUAGCAUUUUUUAAUGGAUCACGUCUUUUUUACUUCUCUGCAGUUCAAUGAAAUCAUCCCGUAGUGUCUGUGAAGGCCUGUGGGUCAAUCACUCGGUGCAGAAGUUUCCUGCGGCCUCCCCUCACACACACACAAACACACACACUCACCCGUGCACACCCUCCCGCCUGGGGUCUUCUCUCCCUGGUCCCCAUCACCGCCCAACUGAGGGAUAGAAGCAGUCCAGCUUGUUUGGAAAAGAAGAGUCCAUGGAGGCAGAUGGGUGGUCAAGACACCCUGCUGAGUUGGGGACUUUUAGUUCCUCCCAUCCUAACUUCCUGGUGCCGGAACACCAUGGAAGAAAACCAGAAGGACAUCCCCGUUCCCCUUCGUCUUCCCCGCCUUCCCCAUUCCCCGGCAGACCUCCGGGAGAGACAGUAUCAGGAAGUCCCCUGAAGAGCUCUCGUCCCCGUUUGUGUACGGAUUUUGCCGCAUCCUCCCCCAAUGACUUGGUGCUGAUAUCUCUCCGAAGGUGGGAACUCCUUCCUUCUCCCUCCUCUCGGAGAGCCCUUGGUGGCCUGCAGAUCCACGCUGCGUCUAGACUCCCAACUCGCCCCAUCUUUUGCCUCAGUGAGGCAGUACUGCCACUAACCCAACUCCCCCUCGCUGCCCCUCAAGUUGAUGAGGAGCGGAUCCUCGAGGCCACCCUCGGUCCGACCUGUUCUGGCCCGGAGGCGGGAGCAACCUAGAGACCAGCCCACCCGGAGGGCUCCUCUUCUCUCCUCCGCGCCUGCCUGCCUGCUGAGCCGCAGUCAAGGAAAGGAGAGGCAGAGGGGAGGAGAGCCGGGCUGAGCCGUCCUGAUGUUUGGCACCCCUCUCGUCCUUUUCUGCCUCCUUUCCCCCCCACACCAGAGGAGGAGACGAACCCUUUCCAGGAAAACAGAACUCAUGAUGUGCCCACAUCCCCCACCUCCGCCCCCACUCCAGGGGUACUUCUGCGCAAUCCUUGAUGAAAAUUGUAAUAGGGAAGGCCUGCCUGAGGCCAUUCUUUCCUCCUCAGAAAAGGGGAAAGAAAAACUGCCUAGGAGCAGUUGCGGCCAUGGGUGGGAUCUUCCCUACAGCAGCUUCAUCCUCAGAUGUCCCUUGUAAAACACACAAUACACACACUCACGUGAAUACAUGUGCAUCUCUUCCCUGACACCAGCCCUUGAUCUACUGUAAACCCAGCCACCCAGGGUUGUUCUUUGAGAGGUUUUUCCUUCCCUUGCUUUGGUUCAAUCUUUCAUCCCCCUUAGUCCCAUGUAAAAGAUGAGUUGGUUUUUUUUUGUCUGUGAAGAUUUUACACUGGAUUUUUGUCCCUAUUUCCCCCCAGUCCCCGGGGUUUCCCAGAGAAACUGCCAAAGGGUGAAUUUUCCUUGUGUCUAAAAGGAGUUUGCUGGAGCGUCUGAGAAACUAGUCACAAAUCAAGCAUGUGAGAGAGCAGAGCACUGGGGCAUGAUUUGAGGGAUUGGUGUACCCAGAUCAUGGAUUUCCUGUACUGCUGCCACUCCCAUAAACCAAAAGAAAACCCUACAAAAAUCCCAAGUAACUUCAGUUAGUGCAUAUAUCUGUGUGUCCCUCCUUCCCUCCCCCCUGGCUCUUGGUUCUGAUUCUGUUAAGUAGGCCACAACCAGAAGGCUCAUUAUUUUCAAGGGAUUCUUUACAGAGUCCACCACCUCUUUCCCCCUGCCCCUUUUCCUUUCUAGCCCUUCCCCUCUUUCUCCCAUCCCUCCUGUCACCCCUCU